UAUACAUUACAGAAAUUACAGAAAAUAAAAAAAAUCAAAUAUCCUGCAAAGUUUCCAAACCAAACUGGUUGAAGCUCGAAGGCUUAAAGGUCAAACUGGUAGUGACAGUGCAACAAGCUUUGUUUUCACACUUUCAUUCUCACUCUCACUCUACCAACAUAGAGAGAGAAAUAAACAACAUCAAAGAUACGAUUUUUCUCUCACGAAACUCUCCGAUCGAAAAGGUUUCGUACAAGAAUUAGCUCAAUGUCUUGGGCUGCUCCUGAUGAGCUCUUGCUCUCCACCUCCCUUGCUACAUAUCUUGACAAAAAACUUCUCGUCCUGUUACGAGAUGGUCGAAAACUUUUGGGUUUAUUACGCUCGUUUGAUCAAUUUGCUAAUGUUGUUCUAGAGGGUGCGUGUGAACGUGUAAUUGUCGGCGAUCUUUAUUGUGAUGUCCCUUUAGGCCUUUAUGUAAUUCGAGGGGAAAAUGUUGUCUUAAUUGGAGAGCUGGACUUGGGGAAGGAAGAACUUCCACCGCAUAUGAUAUGCGUCUCAGAGGCUGACAUAAGAAAGGCUCAAAAAGCAGAACGUGAUGCUAGUGAUCUAAAGGGCAUGAUGAGGAAAAGGAUGGAAUUUCUUGAUUUUGACUGAGACUUCCUACAAUCAUAAUAAUCAAGCUGGUCUCAUCUGCAAAUUUUAAUGCAGCUGUGACUCAUGUUGGACAACAAUGGGUGGAGUGGAAGAAUAAGUAUGGUAGAUGUGCAUUUGUGUUCUUUAGAAACCAGAGAGACAUGAGACCAAAUACUUUGCAGCAAUUUACUUCCUU
Cicer arietinum (chickpea) is the source of this 808-nucleotide messenger RNA. Its product is annotated as sm-like protein LSM1B. The record is from RefSeq and is a predicted model, not a curated record. Lineage: Eukaryota; Viridiplantae; Streptophyta; Magnoliopsida; Fabales; Fabaceae. Gene Ontology annotation, molecular function: mRNA binding. Gene Ontology annotation, biological process: deadenylation-dependent decapping of nuclear-transcribed mRNA. Gene Ontology annotation, cellular component: Lsm1-7-Pat1 complex; P-body.